AGCAAGCUUUGCUCCAGUUUCAUGGAUACCUCUCAAGAAGUUGAACUCCAGAACCAAGGUUACUCAUUCUGACUAGAACAUUAUUUUUUCCUCAGUUCCAUUCCAUUAAUCUGCAAUAAUAUACUUCGUAUUAUUAAUUCAUCUGAGCUGAAUAUCUGCUGGAUUUAUGAUGUUGUUUUUUGGGUAAGGCAAUGAUCCUAGUAAUCACCAGAUGGAGCUUUCAUCAUCACCAAGAAGGAGCAAGAAAUAUACAUGGUGGUUGAGGAUUGGUGUGUACAUCAUUUUUCUGGUCGCCGGCCAGUCCACCGCCACGCUGCUAGGGCGGUUUUACUUCGACAAAGGAGGGAACAGCAAGUGGAUGGCGACGCUGGUUCAAUCCGCCGGCUUCCCGGCCUUGGUCCCACUCAUCUUCUUCUUCUCAGCAAAGUCUUCAUCAUCAAGAACAGGACAACCUCGUACUAGAAUCAGAAGGACAUGGCUGCUGUCCCUUUACGUGUUCUUCGGCCUGCUCUUGACCGCCGACAACAUGAUGUAUUCAUACGGCCUCCUCUUCCUCCCUGUGUCCACCUAUUCCCUCCUCUGUGCCACCCAGCUGGCCUUCAAUGCCCUCUUCUCCUUCCUUAUCAAUGCCCAUAGGUUCACCCCCUUGGUGCUCAACUCCGUCGUCCUCGUCACGGUGUCCGCCGCCCUUCUCGCUGUCCACUCCGACGAUGCCACGGCGUCCAGAGUCCCGAGGGGGAAGUACGUCGUGGGCUUCUUGUGUACGGUGGGCGCCUCUGCUGCCUACUCCCUAUACCUUUCCCUCAUGGAACUGUCGUUCAAGAAGGUGAUCAAGAGGGAAACGUUUGGUGUGGUCUUGAACAUGCAAGUUUACCCGUCAUUCAUAGCGUCUUGCUGCUGCGUGGUUGGGCUUUUUGCUAGCGGGGAGUGGAGUUUGAAGGGGGAGAUGGAUGGUUUUGGGAAGGGGAAGGUGUCAUAUGUUAUGACACUGGUUUGGACAGCUUUGUCUUGGCAAAUAUGUUCUGUUGGUUUGUUGGGAUUAGUAUUUGAGGUUUCUUCUUUGUUCUCCAAUGUCAUUAGUACAAUUGGUUUGCCUAUUGUUCCUAUUCUGGCUGUCAUAUUGUUUGGUGACAAGAUGGAUGGAGUUAAGGUCAUUGCUUUGCUCCUUGCGCUAUGGGGAUUCCUUUCUUAUGUUUAUCAGCACUACCUUGAUGAUUCCAAGCCUAGUAGUGUAGUAUAGAGAAGCCUUCUGCUAUUUUUUGUAAAGUUUGUGCAUUAUGACUGCCUAUAGCUUAUGAGAUAAAAGUGACCCGGUG
Molecule: messenger RNA, 1316 nt
Organism: Cuscuta epithymum
Lineage: Eukaryota; Viridiplantae; Streptophyta; Magnoliopsida; Solanales; Convolvulaceae
Source: the annotation of a GenBank genome assembly